Messenger RNA from Penicillium vulpinum, 777 nucleotides. RefSeq lists its product as uncharacterized. Gene Ontology annotation, molecular function: hydrolase activity, acting on acid anhydrides, in phosphorus-containing anhydrides. The transcript has a single exon. The record is from RefSeq and is a predicted model, not a curated record. Gene Ontology annotation, cellular component: mitochondrion. Lineage: Eukaryota; Fungi; Ascomycota; Eurotiomycetes; Eurotiales; Aspergillaceae. Bases 1 to 777 code for a protein of 258 amino acids.
AUGCUUGCCGUCGACGAGCCUAACCGAGAGGCAGGCAGAAGACUCAUUCACCAGAACAAGACUACUUUUGAUGAGUGGCUGAAGCAGCAAAACAGUGAUGCCGAGCCCGAUAUAGGUAAAUGCUUAAUUUGCAUAAUCGAGACCCGAAAGCAGCACGCUGACUCUAUAGGCCAAUUAAUUCCUUUUACUCGCUGGGUUACGCCAACCAAUGUCCCCAAGCGAUACACCACCCAGAUGUAUCUGUAUUUCUUGCCUUUGCCUGUAAAUGUGGAUAAGAAGCUUCUCGACCAACUCCCAGCAGAGGGCGAACACGAGCAGCAUGAGAUCCCAACGAGUGACGGUGGAAUCGAGGUUACGGAGGCACAGUUUCUUCCGGCGUCAGAGUGGGUUAGCCGUGCUCAAAAGGCAGAAAUCAUUCUAUUCCCACCGCAAUUCCUUCUGUUGCAUUUGGUGUCAGGAUUCCUGGACAAGGAGCCUCGUGUAAAUGCUUCUGUGGAAGAAAUGGAGAAGCGUCGUCAAGCGCUUGUUGACUUCGUCCAUUCGGGUUCUCCUCCAUGGACAGAGAAAUGCAUAUCUCCAAAAAUGAUCCACAUGACCGGCGAUGGGCGAUCUGUGUUGGGUCUGAAUUCUCCCGGACCUGAGCUUAAAGGGACUUCCAGGCGAGGAGAGUCCGACAGAGUUGUUAUUGUACGGUUUAAGAAAGGAAGUGCACGAGAGGUGUCGGUAGGAUGGAAGAAGGACGUCUUGCAGGAAGAGAGGGAAAAGAGUAAUCUGUAA